AUGAAAAUAAAGCCUGAAAGUUGUCAUAGUCAUACAGCUCACGAUUCCAACCUUUCACUUCAAGUCAGUGCUGACAAUCAAUUUUCGAUCGAUGUUUUGAAAACUUUACUAUUAUCAGAUAUAAAGGGCGAGGAAAAAAAUUUAAUACUUUCGCCGGUCAUUGCUUCUCAGGUUCUUUCAAUGCUUCUAUUAGGAUCUAAAGGCAUAACUUUCACUCAGUUAGCGCAUACUUUGCAUUACGAUAAAAUUUUGAAGGACACCUCUCAGCUGACUCCCAAAAAUCAGGAAACGCUUCACGAAACUAUCAAAGAAAUGAGUAACGCUUUAACCAAAUUGUCGUCCAAGAAUGUCACCCUAGAUAUUGGGAAUGGAUUAUACCCCGAUAAUCUGUUCCCACUUGAUUCUAAUUAUGUGAAAAUCAUCAAAGAACUCUUGGACCAAUUUAUCAAAAAUUUAACCCAAGAAAAGUUGGAUUGGCUUGUAAAAGAAUUGCGCUUGGAACAACAAAUCAGGGUGACUAUUCCCGUAUUUAAGGUCAGCUACGAGGCAGCGCUCAAAGAAACCUUGCAAGCCCUGGGAUCGGUGGACGUAUUUGGAGUAAAUGCGGAUCUCUCAGGUAUUACGAAUGCUUCAGGUGUGGGGCAAAACCUUUACUUGAACCAGAUGUAUCAUAAGGCGUUUAUAGAAGUCAACGAGGAAGGAAGCGAGGCGGCUGCCGCUUCAGGAGCUGUAGUUGGUGUCCGAUCGAUACAAAUACCUUUACAAUUUUUGGCUGACAGACCUUUCCUAUAUUUUAUAAUUAAUAUGGAUAACGGCAGCAUGCUUUUCGUAGGCACAUUUAUCAUACCUGGGUAA
Messenger RNA from Gordionus sp. m RMFG-2023, 855 nucleotides. Its product is annotated as serpin B11-like. The transcript is spliced from 3 exons. Bases 1 to 855 code for a protein of 284 amino acids. The record is from RefSeq and is a predicted model, not a curated record. NCBI's taxonomy places the organism in Eukaryota, Metazoa, Nematomorpha, Gordioida, Chordodea, Parachordodidae. Gene Ontology annotation, molecular function: serine-type endopeptidase inhibitor activity.